This is a messenger RNA of Hypoxylon fragiforme, 1628 nucleotides long. RefSeq lists its product as uncharacterized. NCBI's taxonomy places the organism in Eukaryota, Fungi, Ascomycota, Sordariomycetes, Xylariales, Hypoxylaceae. The transcript has 2 exons. Bases 241 to 1254 code for a protein of 337 amino acids. The record is from RefSeq and is a predicted model, not a curated record.
GAUACCCGGCCGGGCCAAUCCGAGUUCCGAUGACGGCCUUAUGAUGUGUAUCUCUGUUCCCCCCUUAAAGUCUGCUUAGGUAUGGCACCUACCUGGCUAAUUAGUAGGUUAUGAUCUAUGUAACCUAGGUUAGUACCUGCAUGCAGGCAUUCAUAUCAUCCUAUAACCGCAGUCCUUAUGGACUCACUCGUAGGCAUCGACGCCAAACAGCAAUUAUUACUGGGUAAACAAUAAAUCAAUAUGGCUCAUCAUCAUGCUAUCGAUCGCAAGUCCGUUGGCAGCUUGGACGACAACUUCUACAGUGCACCAUCCAGUCGCGUAGUUAGUCGACAUGUGAGCCUUGCAAUGGCUCCGCGCGAGCUACAAGAGACAAGCCAUGACACAGUGCCGCCACCAGAUUCACUUAUUUCGGCUUCCCUGCCCGGCCAUUCUGCUCCCAUCUUUUCAGGAGCUCAAAGUCCGACGUUGAAGAGUGCAUCAAAGCAAAGAUGGGCCAUUCCGUUUACCAUCCGCCAUCAGCAUAACCCUAAACAUCAUCAUUUCUGUCCGAAGCCGAUAGGUCGCCGUAUACACAGGACCUUUCAUCGCACAUCUGAUACUGUUCCGCUAGUUCAGCCAAUCAUGGACAAAUUAAAUGAAGAAUUCAGCGGCUUCACUUCUCCCAUGAUCUCGUCUCCAGCAUCUCCACUAGCAUUGUACACCAAACCUUCUCAUUCAAAAGGGGCAUAUUCCAACCCCUCGGUCAGCAUCGAUAAGCAAGGAGCAGAUGCCAUUGUUUGCAAUAUUCGGGCUUACUUGUCUAACAAAAGACAUGUCGAUUGUUCGUCGCAGACAGGAAUGUUACGGAUGGAUGAUGAGAAUAAGCCGCCCACACUGAAGUUGCAGAAGGGCGAAAACACUCGUCUACAAAGCCAUAAUAUAGCUGGCGAAACAGCAGUUGAUAGUUACCUGGUAACUACGAACGACAUUGCGGGAAUCCUAGAUAUUGUGAUUGCUAGUCUCCGUCACGUUGACGAGGGCAGCCCAGCCGUUGAAUGCCUUUCGAUGAUGUUGCCAAAAGAAUCGCAGCCGAGGCCGAAACCCAAGUUAAAAGCGAUCAUUCCUGGAUCAGCAACUAUCGCUGAUCCAGCCACAACUAUCAGCUCCGUUCAGCCUUCAUUUAGCUUUGCCGGCUACUCUGGUCGUCAUGAACAACAUCUCGAUAGCCCUAAAACUACGUUCAUUUCUCGGCAAAGUAUCACCGAAGUUUCCUAGAGGCCAAACUCGGGAAGUGCAGCUCGAGAGGCGACCAGAGAGCCGUUCAUGGACGUGUUCGGAUCACUAGAAAUGUCUCGAAAUGUCUCUACGCUUAGUUCGUCACGCGUAGUCUCAGCCCUACCAUCUCCAGAUAAAGGAAUGAGCCCAAGACUUAGUCCUACGCUGGAGGAAUCCGGUCUUUCGCCAAAAUUAAAGCCCCAAGACCAAAGGCGUUCAGUGUCCGAGCCAGUCAGUCCCAGGGCAUCUUUCAGUACCGUCAGAUCUUCGAUGAGCCAUUAUCGAGAUGGGACGAUAACCUGCUUUCCAAGGCUUCUCUCCAGAACGAGUACGAGCGACUGGCUAACCCCACUGGGCCUAUUAAGUGACCCUCA